Plodia interpunctella (Indianmeal moth) is the source of this 7013-nucleotide messenger RNA. It is a transcript of the gene RhoGAP93B, whose product is annotated as Rho GTPase activating protein at 93B. Gene Ontology annotation, molecular function: protein binding; GTPase activator activity. The record is from RefSeq and is a predicted model, not a curated record. Gene Ontology annotation, biological process: signal transduction. The transcript has 22 exons. The coding region runs from base 119 to 3340 and encodes 1073 amino acids. Gene Ontology annotation, cellular component: cytoplasm; cytoskeleton. NCBI's taxonomy places the organism in Eukaryota, Metazoa, Arthropoda, Insecta, Lepidoptera, Pyralidae.
UAUGAAGUAAACAUUCAACAUGGAAGCUUUUCUAUCAGUUUCAUCCGUAUUUUAGGUCAAAUAAAUAGUUCACGAUGUGUGAAUAAAUGUAGAAGGAUCUUAAUAACAUCUUGUGAAAAUGUCUUCAGAAAGGGUGGAAUGGGUGGAAAUAAUAGAGCCCAAAACAAAGGAGCAUAUGUAUGCUAACCUAACAACAGGAGAGUGCGUUUGGGAUCCUCCGGAGGGAGUUAAAGUUAAAAGAACUGACUCAUCACAAUGGUGGGAACUGUUUGACAUUAACACACAUAGGUUUUACUACUAUAAUGCUUCAACACAGACUACAGUGUGGCACAGGCCUACAGAUUGUGACAUCAUUCCAUUAGCUAAACUACAAACAUUGAAACAGAAUACAGAUCCACAGAAGAGAAGAGAAUCUGCUACACAGACCAACAUUGCAGCAUCUCAGGUUCCUGCAAUAGAUCCAGUCAGUAGCAAUGGAAAUAGCACGAUGGCCAGUGCCAGCAAGCACUCCCCAAGCAAUACAAAAAAUGUCACAAUUACACAGACAAGUCCAGUGCGAACGAGGAGAUCACACUAUCACCAUAGAAAUAGCGGAGAGAGUAGAAGAGGAAGGCUCAGUGAAGACGGCUCCACUCAGCUGUGUCGGCAUACGGACUCCGGGAGAUCGUCUGAUAGCAGCAUAAGUAGCGCUCAACAGAGGCGGAAACAGGAGUUGAGCGCGAGCGUGGGCGGCGCGGCGGUGUGCACGCCGCAGCUCCGCAAGCGAAGCAGCGCGCAGCCGCACGAGGCUGACAAAUGGUCGCCGCAUACUGGCUUAAAUCGAAGUGGCAGUUUUAUUUCACCACGGAAAGAUGCAUCAGAUGAUUCAAUGCACGAGAAAUAUUUCAAGUCUGUUGAGAGUACUCCUUUGACGAGACGUAAGCUAAAACAGCAGUCUGGCGGCGGUUCAUCCUGCGAGUCCGCGUCUCCACAAAGUCCUAGCAGUCCGUUGCAAAAACCUCAACCCACGCCGUUCCUACAGCCGUGUGCCGCUCGUCCGUCGCUGGUGUCGUCGAUAUCGCUGGCGACUGAGGCGGCCGGCCGCGCGCUGCACAGCCUCGAGCGGCCGCAGCAGCUGUCGCGGCACUCGCGGGACCGCUACUCCGACAGACACCUGGACAAGGACCGAUUAGCGGAAUUGGAGCGCAUGGACAGGUACCCGGAGAAGCAAGCGGUGUACAGCGCGGACAAGCCCUUCAGGCAGACCAGUCUGGACCAGAGGCACCACUGGCCCAGGCCCAGGGAGUUCACCAGAAGACAGCAAGCGGAGCCCGAGCGGUACUCGUCCAGCAAGACGUCGGUGUCGUCCGGCAGCAGCAAGCACAGGUCUCAAGAGCCUCACCACAACUUCAUGCGGCUCUCCUCUGCCAAUGAACAGGACAACAUUGCCGCUGUGAACUACAAGUUAAAAUGCGUGAAUUUGGAGCCUCCGCUGACCGAGCCGAACGUGCAGAAACACAACCAACGGCUCGAGAGGAACUCCACUCCGCGGGACCGCACCAAAUCGAAACGUCACAAACGUCCGACAGAAUUGGAAGCGCCGCCGAUGGACGGCGAGGAGGAAGAGGAGGACGGCGGGGGCUCCCCGCUCUACUGCAACUGGGACCUUCGCGGCAUGCAGCAUCUGUUGCCGCUGCAGGACUACAUCAUACAGCAGGCCAAGUUGUCCAGCCGCAGCCGCUACGGCGGCGGUUCCGGGUCGGACGGCGAGUCCGGCUCGUCCCGGUCGCGGUCCGGCUCGGAGUCCCGGUCGCUGUCCGGCCACGAGCCGGACAACGAGUCCUCGGACGGCGGCGCUCGGACCCCCGAUGACGACGAUGGCUCAGGCGUCUACCUCCCACAUUCUUACGGACAUCGCCCGCAAGAUGUCGAGUAUAUGAACCAUGGUGUUUCCUAUUAUAACACCUUUGUUGGAUUCGAGAGGGAUCGACAGCCAUCGCCGGGGAUACAUCGGACGUCGUCGCUGGGCGGGGCGACUGGGGCGACUGGGGCGAGUGGGGCGGGCGGGGCGAGUGGGGCGGAGGGCGGCGCGCUGUACAGCCCCGUGCGCGCGCACGCCAGCUUCCCGCGGCCGCCGCCCCCCGAGCAGGACAUCGAGAUCUUCGCCAAGGACAACCUCAACUUCAACAAGGGCAUCUUCAGGAGAAAGGCUUCAGUUCGCGACAUGUUAUCGUGGACAUCAUCUUCAAUAAGUGCGCCCAUGGUGGGUGCUGACUGGGACAAAGCGCACAAGAAGGCGGCCAUUGACCUGUUCAGACUAGUCCAGAUUUACAUGGGUGAUAGGAAGGCCAGGCCCGGAAUGACGCUCAAUUCUGUAGCGCAAGAUAUUCUUCACGCCACAUAUGCUAAUGAAAAAUUACGCGAUGAACUGUACGUGCAGCUAUGUAGGCAAACGACAGAGAAUCCUCUGCGCGAUUCAUUGCUGCGUGGAUGGGAAUUGUUAGCAGUGUGCCUAGCGUUCGUGCCGCCGUCUCCAGCGUUCCAGCCGGCUCUGACGAACUAUGUCAAUCGACAUAGAGACCCCGCCUUCGCUGACGCCUUCCCAGAGGUUGGUAAAUGGCCAAUCCACGUACAAGUAUCGCACUACGCAGGCGUGGCGUGCAAGAGGUUAGAGCGGAUUGGGUUCGGAGGGAAGCGGCAGCCGAGGAAACCCAGCACAGAGGAUAUAGACCAAGCUAGAAUUCAAAUAUUCCGCCAAUCGAUGUUCGGCAACACGCUGUCAGAAGUAAUGGCGCUGCAAAAGGAGCGGUUCCCGAACCGACAACUGCCGUGGGUGCAGGUGGCGCUGUCGCAGCAGAUCCUGGCGCUGCACGGCCGCGACACCGAGGGCAUAUUCCGGGUGUCGGCCGACGUGGAUGAGGUUAACGCUCUCAAGGCCAAGAUCGACAACUGGGAGCUGCCUGAUGCUUCCACCCUCACCGACGCGCACGCACCAGCCAGCCUACUGAAGCUGUGGUACCGCGAACUGUACGAGCCGCUGAUCCCCGACGCGCUGUACGCGGCGUGUGUGGCGGCCGGCAGCGACUUCGCCGCCUGCACCCGCGCCUUGCAGCGACUGCCGCCGCUCAACAGGCUGGUACUCACAUACCUCAUAAGUUUCCUGCAACAGUUCAACGCUCCAGAAGUGGUAAGUCAGACCAAAAUGGACUCUGCUAACCUCGCUAUGGUGUUCGCGCCCAACUGCCUACGCUGUAUGUCGCAAGAUCCCCGGGUGAUCCUGGAGAACGCCCGCAAGGAGAUGACCUUCCUGAAGACCCUCAUCACCAACCUGGACACCUCACAUAUCCAGGAGCUUCUGUGACCGACGAAUCUCAGCUAUUGCAACAAUAACGUGCUCGAAUCGAGGUUUUAUGACUUCUGAACUGGUGAUAGUUUUCAAUUAAAAAAAUGGCUGAUUAAAAAAAAUACUGGCGACAACACUAUUUUCGCGAACGUUGGUCACUAAAUAGUUGAAUUUAGUUAAUUCAUUAGCAGUGUCACAAAUCAGUAAAUUUUAACUUUACAUUGUUUAUUUUGAAACUCUGAGGGCUUUGAGGACAUAGGACGUAAAAAGAAUCCAGUUCAUGACUAUGAUGACUAUUGCCGGUUAAACGAAUGAACUUUAUAUUUUAUUAGCUUCGAAAUGAAGAAUUUGGAUAUCACAAUGUGAUCUGGGCGUGUACUGUGACGGACUGUAAUUUUGGUGUCUAGUCGUAUGUGAUUUCAGUUGAUUUUUAUGUGAACAAUAUAACUCCAUCGUGGCACACGUCCAGUCCGCGCCAUCCCUCACAUUAUAUUUGACCUUCUUGUAUAUUUUUUCUAUUUUUGUACGCUACAUGAUAAUUUUACUUGGUUGUACCCAAAGAUAUUUAAUGAGAUGUGAUUUUAAUUAUAUUAGCUUUACAAAAGUGUAUGUGCAAUGUCUGGGGACGAGUCGUUAUAGGAACUAUUGCGCGGUUGUUAUUAUUAGUUAGUCUAUUAUUUAGGCGUAUGAGAGUUUUAUUUUAGUAAAGAAGAAUUUUUAUUUUUCUAUGAAUUAAAUCGUAUUCAGUGAAUCUUAUCAUUAGUAUGUUUCGAAUAGAAUUACUAAGAAACCUAAGAUCGAUUCGAAAUAAGUUUUUUUUAUUAAUAAUCUAUAUGUUAAAAAUUCAUGUAGAAUCUUAUCUUUCUAGAUUUCAGUUAAACUCAAAAAAAUCUCUAUCUAGAAUGUAAUGUAGUUAAAAAAAAAAACUAAUGUUUAGCGCAUGUUUCAUAGUGUCCUAAAAAGUUAAACGAUAUAGCCCGACUUGACUAUGUUAAUGAAUUAAAUCCCAUUAAAAAUAUCAAUCCAAAGAGAUAGUACCUUCUUGUAUGAAAAAUUUAUGAGCAAGAUUCUAUUUUACUUGAAAUAAUGUUGGUUGUUUGUAUCUAAACUAACAAAAUAAGAAAUAAAAUACUGGAAAAAAUAGAAUAAUAGAGGUGGGUAUAUAAACAGAAAUAUAUGAAGAAAGUAAUUUGUCCAGUCUGUUGAGUACUUUAAAAAUAAAAACGCUUCCAUUUUGCUAGUUCCACGAUUUGCCUUAAUUAUUGCUAAUAUUUUUAUCGAGUUUAAUAUGUCUGUUUAGUGAUAGAACUGAAAUCACACAGACGUUGUCUUAAGAUCGAUCACUGAUAAAUAAUUGUUAGGUACUUAUAAUUUUAGUUUAGUCGAAAUAGUGUGAAUUACAACUUCGUUUAUCUCGUAUGGUAGAUAAACUAUAUGCUUAUUAUAUAUUAACUAUUCUUGCUUCUCGUUAACACCUACGACUAUAGACAGUUAUAUGAAUUUAUAGUUCGAUGGGUGCGUUACAUUAACUUCAUGUUUUAAUAUCAUUUAAUAGUCAUUUAGUAUAUCUAUUCUAUUUUAUUUUGCAUCACCCCUUUUCCACCAAAUUUCAACUAUUAGUAAGAUAAUAACAUCAUCACAUUCUAUCGUUUAUUAGGUAAUUAAAAUAAUUUCUAUCGUAUUUUUUAUUAUCAGAUCUAUCACAAUUUGACGCAUUUAUUUAGGUAAGUGAUUAUUAGACAAAAGUGGUGUUAUUUUUAUUUGAUACCUAUCACUUUUGGUCUAAAUUAUAUUUUCUAUUAAUCUAAGCCAAUUCCACUGCAUAAGUGUUGAUUUGUCACAAUAUGCCGAUGUUUAUUUUUCAUACACCGCCCUAAGAUAUCUAAACAAUAUGGUAGAUCUAUAUACAUAAACAGAUAUGUACCUAGGUACCUUAAAGAUAAGUUUUUUGUAGGCAGCUUAUCGUUCCAAUAAAUUUAUAAUUUUCAUAGUGAAAUACUUUUUUAAAUAGCUUUUCCAGAAUAAUGAAGAAAAAAAAAACAUAAAUGAAAUCAUUAACUAGUAUAGGUAAAAACAGCUUUAAAUUAAGACUUGCUUGAGAUCUAGAUAUAUGACUUGAAGAUUCCUACAGUACUCGCCAUAAAUUCUUACUCUAAAGAAGAAUCAUAAAAGGAAUAUACUAAAGGGGAUAAAUGAUUCCCUCUUUUGAGUUGCUUCAUAAUUCCAACUUUGGUUGAAAGAAAGUUGUAAGAAAAAAACGAUGUAAGAAAGUUUACACUAUCUUGAAUAAUAAUUAUAUAUGUAACGAUUGUUGGUCGCGCGUGAUUGCGUUUUUGUAAAAUAAGGAUAUAUCGUCAAAAAUAUUUGUACCUAUCUAAAUAAAUAAUUAUACAUAUUAUUUAUGUAAAUGUGAAGAUAGAGAAUUUUCCAAUUGUGCAUUUUUGUAGUAAUAAAGUAUCUGCAUUUACUGCGAAUGCUAUAUUGUGAGUAUUUUAAUAAGCUUGAUACUAUUGGACUUACGGCGAUCACUACUGAGAUACUGUUAUACAUUAUAAAUAAUUGCAGUGAUUGUCUAUGACGGCAAAUCCACAUACAUAAUCUACUAUACUACCGCCUGAUAAGUCACAAACUUAAUUAACAAAAAUGUUCGAUUUUGAUUCGAUUAAAUGCUACAUUCAAAUUUUGGCCCAAUUGCAAAUAGUCACAAUUGCAAGUAGACAACAAAAAAUUGAAAUGUAUUCGAAUAUAUCACAGAUGCUAUCUUAUGUACCUAUUCCCUUUUGCUUACAUACUUGUAACUUACAGUAAAAUAAUCCAAAGGAUUAGGUAAAACCGUUCAAUUACAUACUAAUGCUCUAGGAAAUUACCGUAAAUUACAUGCAGAAAGUAAAUAAGAUGUAUGCCAUAGUCUCACCAUGAAUUAAAGGCAGAUAUUGGCCUAAAUAUUCUGCCUAAUUCUAGUUUGGCUUAGCAUAUAUUCAAGAUUGUGUAAUUGAAUUAGCUCAUUAAGUUACCUCUAUACUAGCAAUCACUAUAGUAUGUGGUAUUAACGUAAAGCUCAAAAUGUGAUUCACGCAGUCCUCUACUCUUGACCAAUGAAAUGCUUUUCAAAAGGGACACAUUUUUAUGUAUUCUGAAAUGUUAACUUUUCUUAUUAUGUCUACACAAAUGUUACCGUAACGAAAUAAGAAUCUAUUUUAAUGUGCCAUAAAAAGUAAAUAUUGACUUUAACUAUCUCACAAUUUUUAAUUUAAAUCUUUAGGUUGCUAAGUAGAAUUUCUAGAAGAAGUCUGGGUUAGUAAUCUCAGAUGUUUUUAAUUUAAAUGCAAGCUCUCUUUUUAAUUUUAUUAUUUGUACGGGCAGCAUUUUAUUGCACAUCUGAUUUGUGUAUUUACUGUUUUUUUUAUUGCACCCAUGUAGUGACGUAAUGGCUGCCAAGCUCCUAUACUAUAUAUAAUACCGACCGAUGAAGUGCUUGUAAUUCAGAUUAUGUAAAGUUGUAUAGUGCUUAUAAAUAAAUGAUUCACCAUUAUUAAAUUCCCUUUGUAUAUAUACGACGCCUAUUUUUUUUAUUUGUUGUUCAUGACAAUAUAAUACCCCAUGAUGUUCAUAAUGUAGAAUAUCAAUGUAAAUGUGAACAUUUGGGUGGAAUAAAACUCAUUUAUCCGGUGGAUAACUACAAUUAUCACAA